Messenger RNA from Emiliania huxleyi CCMP1516, 3705 nucleotides. RefSeq lists its product as hypothetical. Gene Ontology annotation, biological process: microtubule-based movement. Bases 1 to 3705 code for a protein of 1234 amino acids. Gene Ontology annotation, cellular component: kinesin complex; microtubule. The transcript has 8 exons. Gene Ontology annotation, molecular function: ATP hydrolysis activity; ATP binding; microtubule binding. NCBI's taxonomy places the organism in Eukaryota, Haptophyta, Isochrysidales, Noelaerhabdaceae. The record is from RefSeq and is a predicted model, not a curated record.
AUGCACGCCGCUGCUAUUCCGGACGAGCUCGUCGAGCUGUCUGCCGAGCUCGAGGCGCUUGGCGGCGGUGACACCCGCGUCGGCGAGGCCACCGUCUUCUGCCGCGUCCGGCCGGUCGAGCGCGCCUCCGAGGCACCCAUCGUCACAGUCGGCAGCUCUGGCUCACACAUGCUUGUGCGCGACCCGCGCACGUCGGAUACGACGCCAGCGGCGCACGCGGUGCGUCGCUUUCGCAUCUCUCCCGGCGGUGCCAUCGGCGGGGCGGCGGCCCUGGCGGCGCCGGUGGGAAGGGGCGCGACGCAGAGCGAUGUGGCCGCCAGCGUCGGCCGCGAGGCACUCGAAUGGUGGCUGGCGGGCUUCAACGCGAGCGUCAUCGCGCACGGCCAGACGGGUGCGGGCAAGACCUACUCCCUCUACGGUCCCGCCGCCGCCGUGUACGCCGAGUCUGUGCCUCCCGACGCGAUGGGCCUCGUGCCGCGGCUGCUCGGCCGGGCGAUUGAGGCGGCAGCGACGAGCGAGGACGGCGCGCCUCGCCUCUCGCUCGGCGUCUCCUGCUUCGAGGUGCGCCACGCCAGCGUCGUCGACCUCCUCGCGCCCGAGCAGCGCGGCGGCGGCGGCGGCGGCGGAGGAGGAGGAGGGCGCGCGGCCGACGACUUUGUGGCGGUGAGCGCUCCCGAGCUGAGCGACGCGCUCUCGCUGCUCGCGACGGCGCAGCGGCGCUCAGCCAACUGGUCCGUCGCGCCGGGCGGCGCCGGAGGGCGGCCCAUGUUGGUAGCAACGGCCGGCCGUGCGAGCGUGGUGCCGCGGCUGACGCUUGUGCUGCGGCUGACCCUGCACGACAGCGAGCGGCGCUCGGCGGCGACGCUGCACGUGGUGGACCUGGUCGGCACUCUGCCGGCCGCUUCGGCGGCGGCCGGCGGCGGCGGGGUUGACCUCGAGCGGCGCUGCCUCGCGCAGCAGGUGCUCAGCUGGACCCGGCUGCUCGCCGAGGUUGCGCAGCUCGACGCGUCGGCAGGGACGGGCGGGCUCAAGACGGCGCGCGAGUCCAAGCUGACCCAGCUCCUCGCGCCCCUCCUCUGCGGUGGCUCGCGCACCUUCCUGCUCGCUUGCGUGCGCGCCGGCGCGAGCCACUUUCUCGACACGUGCAGCACGCUGCGCGUCGCCUCGCGCGCGCUCUCGAUCCGCACGGCUUGCAUGCGCGCUCUGGAGGUCUCGUACGGCGACCUCGGCUUGCUCCCUACCGCGGCCGUGCUGCCGCUGCCUCCUCUGCAGUGGGAGGCCUCGCCGCCGCGCUCGCCGCCGCGCUCGCCGCCGCGCUCGCCGCCACUGUCGCCGCCCCGGGGCAACGGCUGCGGCGGACCGUCGGGCAGCGGCGAUGAGGACGGCGAGGGUCGCUGGUCGCGCCGGUGCAGCGCGCCCGCCCGCCAGGCGAAGCACCGCGCCACGCCGAACCGCAAGCGCCGCCAGGCUGCGCACGGCGGCGACGCGGCGAGAGGGACGAGGGCGGUGGUGAGCGAGGUGGGCGAGGAGGAGCUCGACGAGGCGCAGCUGAGCGGCAGCGAGGGCGGCGGCGGCGUGGGUGUGCGCCGCCCUCGGCGCGACGACGCUGCGUACGAGGAGGAGCUGUGCGUGGGGUGGGGCGGGGAGGAGGAGGGGUGGGGCGGGGAGGAGGGAGGGCACGAGGAGGGAGGGCACGAGGAGGGGGGGCACGAGGAGGGGCUGUACGCGGAGCUGCGCCGCCGCGAGCAGGAGCUGCUGGCUGCCCGCAGGCGUAUCGAGGAGGCGUGGCCAGACCGGCGGCGAGGCGGGCGGGGCUCGGAGGCCGCGACGUCGGGCGGGGAGGGGGAGGAGCAACCGGCGGAGCCUGAGGCAGCGGCGGGGGUGGGGGCGGAGGAAGGGUCGGCCGAGGAGGAGGACGUGCUGUCGGGUGGUAAGGACCGCCACGCGAACGGCGGCGCGGCGGUCCGGCUGGCGGAGGAGAGGCGCGGACCUCCGGGCAUCUCGUGGGCGUCGGAGGACGUGUCGGAGGCGCUUCGGCUCGAGGUGAGCGACAUGCUAGCCAGGCUGAGCGUGGCCGCGGGGCGCGCCUCCGUGCCGGGCAGCGCCGCCGCGCCUGGCGAGGCGGCCGAGCAGGAGGCGGCAGAGCAGGUCGUGGUGGCCCAGGAAGCCAAGCAGUGGGUGCGCGCUGAGCUCAAGCGGCGCGUCGACGAGCAGCUGGCUGCCCGCCGGUCGGCCUCAACGGCGCCACCCUCCUCCGCCACCCCCUCCCCCGCCGCCGGCGACGAGCCCCUCCCCUCGUACUCGGCACAGCACGCGAGCAGCACCGCGCGCUACGCCAGUCGACCGCGCGCCAACGGGCGCGGCGAGGCCAACGCCGCCCCGAGGUGUGCGGCGCGAGGCGCGGAGGACGAGACGCCGGCGGCGGCGGACGCGUACGGCGAGGCUGGUGCGAGUGAGGCGGACUCGAGCGACGGCUCCGCGAGUGGGCACGGCGCGGUGGCGGCGGCGGCGGCGGGCGCGGCAGCGGGCUCGGCGGCGAGGCGGCGCGACGACGUGCAGUGCGAGAGCUACGAGACGGUGCUGGGCAUGCUCAAGGAGGCGGACGAGGCUCGCUGGGCGGAGCACCGUCGCGUGGAGGCUUCCUCUUUCCCUGAGGCGGAGGAGCUCAAGCUGGAGAUGAGGGAGGCUGCCGCGGCGCAGGCCGUGGCGCUGCAGGACGCGAAGAUGGAGGCGCUCGUGCUGAGCAAGAAGCUGCGCCGGCUCGAGGCGGGUGGCAGCCACGCCUCGCUCUUUGAGGAGCUCGCGGCGAGCCAGGCCGAGGCUGCGAGGCAGCGCGUCGUGGUCGGCGAGCUCGAGUCGGCCGUGCGCGAUCUCCGCCUCGAGAUCGAGACGUUGCGCGCCGUCGCCGCCGAGGCGGGCGACCCCGCCUUGCGCGUCGCCGGUAGUGAGGGCCUCGCUAGCGGCGCGGUGGACGUUUUGGCCGAGGGGCGUGCCGCGAAGGUGCGUUCCUGGAAGCGCGCGCUCGCCAUCGCCGACAAGGAGCGGGCGGUUCUGCGCGCGGAGCUCGCCGGGUUGCAGAAGCGGAUCCGGCACGCCGACUUCCACCGGCGCGCGGCCGAGGACUCGUCGCGCAAGCUGCUCAAGGCGAGCCGCGAGACGGAGCGCUUGACGGCGCGUCCUCUGGCUUCGCCGCCCCGCCGGCUGGCCGAGCUACGCGACGCGCGGCUGGCGCAGUCUCAGGCGCAGGCCGCGCUCCUCCCCGCGGAACGGGAGCGAGAGGCGUUGCGCGACACGUGCCGCCAGCUCGAGGAGCAGCUCCAGCUCGCCCAGGCGGCGAAGCGCGAGCUGCAGUUCGAGCGGCGCAGGGACGAGCUUCGGCUGCGCCACCCGCGGCUCAGCGAGGCUUCGCGCUCCUCCCCGCGAGGACGCGGCGGCGGCGGCGCGGCGGCGCGGCGCGGGUCGACGUGCGAGCUGCUGCGGCUGCUGGAGGCGGAGCUGGGGACGACGGGCGUGCGCGUGCUGCCGAGGGUGCACGUGUUGCUGCAGCGCGCGCAGCGCGAGGCGGGCGCGGAGGAGGAGGCGCGACGCGAGGCCAUGGCGCGCGAGGAGGAGCUCAUGCAGAUACUCGUCGACGAGCAGCUGACCAGAGGCGGCGGCGGGGUGGGCGCGGCGCCUGCAGCUGCGAGGCCGUCCAUCAAGGCCUAG